Molecule: messenger RNA, 870 nt
Organism: Aspergillus wentii DTO 134E9
Lineage: Eukaryota; Fungi; Ascomycota; Eurotiomycetes; Eurotiales; Aspergillaceae
Product: tubulin-binding prefolding complex subunit GIM3
Exons: 4
Coding region: 306-719 (137 amino acids)
Biological process (GO): protein folding
Cellular component (GO): cytoplasm; prefoldin complex
Source: RefSeq, a predicted model, not a curated record
UCCAGCAGGUGCAUCUCAACGAAAGCCUCAUCAAUCACCCCAAAUAAAAAGAAAAGAAAAGAAAAUAAAAUAAACCAAAGAAGGAGAUAUAUAGUAUAAUAAGCAAUACAUAAUAUAUAAAAAGAAUGAAAAAGAGAGAAUGAUAACUGAUUAAAAACGAAGUCCCCAAAUCCCCAUCCCAUCCCACCAAAUGCCCCGCACAGACCACCACAACCACCACACACGCAAACCUCCAACAGCUUCAAUAUCCAACACCCAACACCUUCUAUCCCCUCUCACCCUAAUACAUACAUAAAACCGCCAAAAUGAUGCACCGCAUGCUCUCAAAAGAAGACGAGGUCUCCGCGGCCGGCACGGAGGAAAACGAAGUCCGUCGCGAGGACCAGGAGAAGAUUAACAGAUUCAGUCGUCUUCAUCAGCGAGAGACGAUGCUGGAGGAGAUGCUGAAGGGGAAGCAGAAAGACAAGGAAGAUCUCGAGGAAAUCUCAACAGAACUUGAGCUUGCUGAUGAGGAUGAGCUUGUUCCGUACAAAAUCGGAGACGCCUUCUUCCAUCUCCCCCUGGAAAAUGCCCAGUCUCUGCUCUCCUCGUCCACAGAGCAGAUUGACUCGGACGUGUCCGGGUUGGAGGAUAAGUUGGGCGAGCUGAGAGAGGAAUUGCAGCAGUUGAAGGUGGCGUUGUAUGCGCGGUUCGGAAGGAGUAUUAAUCUGGAGACUUGAUUUUAAUUCUAUUUCUCUGUAUGUUUAAAAAAAUUAUGAUGGUAUGGUGGUGGGAUAGAUGAUAAGAUAGACUUAUGAUAUUGUCUAUUAACGUGAUGAUAUAAAGAAUAAAAAAAGAGCUGAUGCAAUGCAAUGCUCAAUUCAAUUAUAC